Messenger RNA from Dreissena polymorpha, 2509 nucleotides. RefSeq lists its product as uncharacterized. The record is from RefSeq and is a predicted model, not a curated record. NCBI's taxonomy places the organism in Eukaryota, Metazoa, Mollusca, Bivalvia, Myida, Dreissenidae. The coding region runs from base 532 to 1194 and encodes 220 amino acids. The transcript has 4 exons.
UUGUAUGUUGGGAUCACAAUUUUAUAAUUUAUAAUUUAAAAAAAGCAAAUGUCGUGUUUAUUAAAAAUAAGUAUAUGAUCAUUUGAUUCACAUACACAAAGUUGGAUUUAAAAGACCUUUAUUAUCGUGCAAGCUAGAAAAUAUAAACGUUGAAAAUGCGUAGAAAAAAAUAUGUUAAAUGGUGCAUCUCUUUUUAUUUGAUCUCAUUUGUUGCAUUUUAUUUUUAUCUUUUUACUAAUAUGUGUUUCCAAGGAAAUGUGCUCAGUUCAUUUCAUUGUCAUGAGGAGUGGUGCCCUGCGAUAAGCCCAAGAAACGGAGAACUAACCUGGAGCACCUUACCUUGAUUGGCGUUUUAUGACACGCCGAAAUGAAUUAAUGUGACAAUCCGUGAGAAUAUCUGGCGGGAAUUUUAAUGAUAUUCGUUUCGGCUAGGUGAUGAUGAGCGUGUUCCGGGUUAAAUCAUAAGUGAAUGGAGUUGUAAAGGAUGCUGGUUUGAGUUCAACUCAAUAUCGGGCAUUGCUAUUGAUUGUCAUGACAUUGACAGUGCAAGGGGCUCCCACCCCGGCCCCUAACCGGGUCGUAAGGGACCAAUCCGCGGUGAUGCACGAUGCCCCUUGCUACGUUUUAAGUCCAGAGAAUCCGGUCAUAAAUAUAUCUCCAAGGGAAACCAUUGACGAUAUGGUUAGAAGAACGGAAGGAGUAAAAAUAGCCGCAUCAAAGAUUAUCAAACACAUGAAAGACACAAUAUUACAGUCGAAGCUUCUACAGUGGGUAGAAACUGACAGCUUUGUAACUUCUAGCUUUACUCCGGCUGCAGCAGUUGCAAAUCGGGAACAGGCAUUCCGGGAGCAUUACUCUUUAUUGUUCAGACUCGUGACACAUGUUGAGCACGUAUACAAAAACAACACCAUUAAACAACAGUCUGAGAGCGGAAGUCUGAAAUCACAAAUCAGAGAUCUAGAAAAAGAGAUCUUCCAACUUUUAUGUGACUUAAAAAUUGCAUCUAGACUUACAGCCCAAAGUGUUCCAAGUUCUGACACAACUGUUUCUAAUCAGUUCAAAAAUCUAGCGACUACUACCGUUAAUGAAAUGCUUCGCGCUUACAUCGUCAUAAGAGACGUUGAAAAAGUGAUGACGUCAUUGCAUAGGAUUUAUAUAGCCGUGAGAGAUUCGCCCGUUGGAAUAAAACCAUGAGUGUAUUCGUGGCCAGAUAAAACUUAACUAUAAGUGCUUUGAAUCAAUAAGAGCACAACUUGUGCUCGGUAUCUUUUGGAAGAAUUUGCAAAAAUACAAUUGGCAAGUAACUUGAAACCCAAAUAAUACUCUAUACAGCCAAGGAAUUAUGGACAAAAUGUUAAAAAAACAUGCAAUUAUUAAAAGCACUUGAACUCAUGUCUAAUAAAUAACAAAAUAUUGUUUAAAAACGUCGAAAAGAGGUUUAUUAAGUAGAUUGUUUGAGAAGAACAUCGUUGUAUACCUUUUGGACAUGAAUUUUAUAUGUUUCCUUUUUUACUAGUGUGCAGUCCUAUAGACCAAUUUAAUUGGAACAAUUGUGAUAAGUUUGUGCAAUAUCAUAUUUUUAAUAUUUACAUUCCAUAUUUUUUGAUGUAAUAUUCCGUCCAUUAUAUGUGUUUUUACUAUCUAUAUUUAAAGAGAAUUGUUCACAGUUUUAUAAAAUUACAAUUUUCAAAAAAGUGCCAUAUAUUCAAAAGAACUAAUGCAUUAUAUUUGAACAAACAAACUAAGACACAUAAGUAAGAAAAAAAGGCCAAAAAUAUAUGUUCUUUCAUUGAUUAACAUCUAUUUUAAUCAGAAAAAAAUAAUGCGUUCAUAACGCAUUUCAUCGAUAAUCAAAUAAAAACCCUUGUGCUACCGAUAGAACGUUUAUAUUUAUAUAAUACGAAAGGUUCGAGGUUCGGGAUCAGGAUAAGCACCUUUUUACAUCUUUUUCCUUGUUAAUAUAAUUAUUUAACAAAUAUACUAAAUUAACGAAUUUAAUACUCAAUUCAUUGUAUGAUAUUGUUAAAAAAUAAGACAAUAUGUGAACACGGCCCUUUAAGAUAUAUUUUAUUUGUCUUCAAAUUGCUUGUUUGAAUGUAUGCUUGUGUACGGGUGUGUGUAUUAAUUUACUUAUUUAUUUACAUUAAAUGCAUAUGUUAUGAAUGAAUCUAAUAUACGUGAAUAUAAAUUUAGUUUGUUGACAUCCUUAUUUAUAAAUAAAAAUGAUAAAUAUUUAUGAAAACAAUCAUAAAUUGUACGUGUACCGGUUACUGAAGAAUAAGAAAUGAGUCAACAAAAAACGAGUAUAUAGUCGAAGAAAUAAAAGUAAGCAUGUUAUCAUAAUAUACAUUUGUGAAAUAUAACAUUUAAAAACGGGUUUGCGUCUGUGUUUAUAAAGUUAAAUUGUUAAAAAAUAUUUGAUGUGCUUUUUUGGCUGUCAGAUGUACAAGUAUUGUGCUAUAUUAUUUAAUUUGAGCUACACGUUACAACCAGUGCUUCAAAAUUGUGA